AUUUUGUUAUCAGACUCUCUCUUUUUCUCUCUCCCUUCGUGGUACCCCAUAGCUAUAGUCUUCCACCAAGCCGUCUUUCUAAUCUUUUUUUCAGAUCUCUUCGUUACUUUGUGUAACCAAAGAAUCAUGGCAGCUCUCAAGUUCGUCUAUGGAUCUCUUUUCUUCUGUCUUAUACUCGCAAUAUCUCCAUCUUUCUCAUCCUCCAGUUUCAUUUCUGAUGGUGUGUUUGAAUCUCAAGCUUUGAUUACUGGAAGAACCCUACUUCAGACCAAGAAAACAUGUCCAGUGAACUUCGAGUUUAUGAACUACACAAUCAUAACAAGCCAAUGCAAAGGUCCCAAAUUCCCACCAAAGGAAUGCUGCUCUUCUUUUUUGGAGUUUGCUUGUCCUUACACGGAAGAUAUCAACGACCUGGCCAAUGACUGUGCCACCACUAUGUUCAGUUACAUCAAUCUCUAUGGGAAAUACCCGCCUGGACUUUUCGCUAACCAGUGCAAAGGAGGUAAAGAAGGUCUCGAGUGCCCUGCUAUGCCUCCCGGUUCAGCAUCAGACGUGAACGCAGCAGCCAUCACCACUUCUUCUUCUCCUCUUUGGCUGACUAUUUUUGCAGCUUUAUUGGUGUGUGUUAAGUUGUUAUGAGGCCAAGAAAGGCAGAUGUCUGUGUAAUGUAAUAGUAACAAACUGAGGAAAGGGAGUGUUUGUAUGCCCACGAUUUGUUUUAUUUGUAUCAUUCUUUUGAUUUUAGGAAACUUCAAAACCUUCUAA
Molecule: messenger RNA, 765 nt
Organism: Eruca vesicaria subsp. sativa (arugula)
Lineage: Eukaryota; Viridiplantae; Streptophyta; Magnoliopsida; Brassicales; Brassicaceae
Source: the annotation of a GenBank genome assembly